This is a messenger RNA of Anguilla anguilla (European eel), 4845 nucleotides long. Its product is annotated as coiled-coil domain-containing protein 136-like. The record is from RefSeq and is a predicted model, not a curated record. Gene Ontology annotation, cellular component: acrosomal membrane. Bases 397 to 1782 code for a protein of 461 amino acids. Gene Ontology annotation, biological process: acrosome assembly; single fertilization. The transcript is spliced from 10 exons. Lineage: Eukaryota; Metazoa; Chordata; Actinopteri; Anguilliformes; Anguillidae.
ACACACACACUCAGUGAUAUAUAUGUCAGGGUUCCUGCUUAGAUAAACCAGCUGUGUUAUGAGUUUGAGAAUUCCCAGUAGUGAGAGUGAAGGAGUUAACACAUGUUGAAGGGAAGGGGCUAGAGAGAGAGAGAGACUGAGAGAGGGAGAGAAAGGGAAAGAGAAAAAGGGAGAGGGGAGGGGAGGGGAAUGGGUGUACACAGUGGAGAUGAGAGUGGAAAUGAGCAGUGAGUUGCAGGAGGAUUAGCCACCAGCUUCUCAGCUCCUCAAGUAGCAAGAUCUGCAUCUCCUUGAAGGAUGAGCCUGCAGCCGCAGCCGCGUGCGUCUGGACCUUAGAGGCUCUGCCUGGGCCGCUGCCUGACGCCCUCUCCCCCGAUACCCCACCGCCACUCCGCCAUGGACGGCCUGCGCCUGCCGCCCGUCAUCGAGGAGGUGGGGGACCCUGCGGAUGAUUCCACUGAUCUUAAACUAGAUGAUCCAGACAUGGAGGAGCAGCUAACAACUGAAGAGAAGGAGGUGCUGGAGGAAAAAGAUGGGAAGGAGGUGGAGGCCCCUGAUGGGGAGAAGGAGCAGGAGGAAAGAGCAAAGGAGGACAAAGCAGAGGAAGGACAGGAGGAGGAAGAGGAGGGCAUGGACCCGCUCACGGAGGAGCAGGAUCUGGAGGAGCUGAGGUCCCAGGUUCUGCAGCUGCUCCUGGAGUUGGGGGAGGCCAGGGAGGUGUCCCAGAAGCACGAGGAGGGAGUCCGUGAGCUGAGGGGUCUGCUGGAGGACGAGCGUCUAGCCAGCGCUCACCAGGCAGAGAGCUUCACUCGGCAGAUCCAGAGGCUGCAGGCCCAGCUGCGCUCGGUGCAGGAGGAGAUGGUCAGCCUUCAGGAGGAGAAGGAGAGCGAGCUGGCGGAGGCGCAGGAGGAGCUGCGGGAGGCGCAGGAGGAGGUGCUGGAGCUGCAGCAGGCGGCGGAGGAGGCGGCGGCGGAGCGGGAGAACGACAUCGCUAGCCUGCAGGAGGAGCUGUGCCGCCUGCGGGCCGAGCUGCAGCGCCUGCACGCCGCCACGCAGGAGUACGAGCUGGAGAUCACCACGCUGCGCGCCGAGCUCGCCAUGAAGAGCCAGCGGAGGGAGGAGGAGCGGCGCGAGGGUGACGUGGGUCUGCUGAAGGAAGAGUGUCGCGCUCUGAGGGAGGAAUGCAAGGUCCUGAAGGACGGAAACAGGAAGUUGUCAGAGAAACUGCAGCAGCUGCAGCUCCAGAGGGCGGGCUCCAGCGACGCGUACCUGGCGGUGACGGAGGAUGACGCGGCGGCGGACGAGAAGGCCGAGGAGGGCGGGGCCGAGGAGAAGCCCGCGGAGGCCGACAGCUACAUCAGCGUGGCCACGCCCACAACCAGGACCAACUGCCGCCUGGUGGACGCCUGCAUCCAGAAGAACAUCUCCUUCGAGGGCAAGCCCGUCACCCCCACCGGCGGGGCCGGGGGCUUCGGCGAAAUCUUCUCCCUGCGGGACCAGCUCAAGCAGGCCGAGGACCGAGCUGACGAGGUCCAGCAGGCGUGUGAGGGCUUGAAGGUGGAGCUGUCGGAGAUGCAGGCCCUGUACGACAGCAGUCAGGGCGAGCGAGCCGAGCUGGAGAGAGAGCUGCAGAGGUGCAAGGAAGAGCUGGACCAGCUGAUGGGGGGGAAGGCGCAGAACUCCACACCUCCGUCUGAGCCCCCUGUUCUCUCCGUCCCCUCCGUAGGAAUGAUUGUAAUAGUGGCCUUGAUAUGGUGCUGGUGGGCGGAGCUUUCAUCCUAGAAGGGACAAGGUCAGCAAAGGAGACUGGAACCCGGUGCUUGUUGUUGCCGUGGCAGCAGCCGUUGUGCUUAUCCUCCCCACUUUGUCCAGAGCUCUUUCAUGAGCGAGCCUUAACAGUGACCAUGCCCUCCCUUGAUGAUGCCACGCCCCUCUCUGCCCCGUGCUGUGCCACGCCCCUUUUAGCACAGGCCCCGCCCACCACUCCAAAGAGGAGGCCCACACCAGACGUUCCACAGGAAGCAGAAAAGCUGGAAACAGGAAGUAGGAACUGGCAACGGAACACCAGACUUCCUGUUCACGUGGUUCAGCAAGGAGGUCUACUGAAGCAUUCUGGGUUUAAAAAAAAAAGACCAACAAAAGUGAGACUAUUGUUUGUAUCUGUGUGAUCAGAGGACUGCUGGGCUGUGACAGAGGAUGCCUACGGACUGCAGAACCAGUCUGUUUAACUCCGCGUUGACAACACGGAACUCUCCACCUGUUGCCCACGGCGAUGGUGUCGGAACUUUGGAGUUACCAGCUGGGUUCCGGCUUCCAUGGCGACCAUGUUCUCUGACAGAACAGGGCUAUGGUUUAAACUGAGAGUUUUUGCUGGCUGUAUUUGUCACACGAUGACCAGUAUAUUGGCACUGUAUAUUUAUUUAUUCAUAUACUGGUUGAUUUAUUUGGCAUCAUGUAGUGUGCUGACUGAAGACGGUGAUUCUUUUGUUGCGCUUCAAGGCUGCUCAGAGGGAAGCAGAAGAGUGGAGAGAAAAACAGCUGUAGACAGAUCUGUGUGGGGUUCAUGGAGAAACGCGUUGUUUCUCAGAACUCAUUGCUUGCUUUACAUCAUAUGAGCAUGUUUUUUUUCCUUUGCGUGACGUGAAGUUUGUUUUGACUAUCAGACUCCAGUCAGCUGUUCUGCAGACAGCUUUCCUCUUUUUCCUCACUUUCUGUGAUUUGAAAAUGAAAACUCGAUAUUUUUACUCGAUAUUUCAGCGCAUGCUCUGUUCAGUUACAGAAAGGAAAAAAAGCACAUAAUACCUGUAGGAUAUAUCCUCCUGAGCUCCGCAUGCGUGUCUUCACACAGGUACUUCAUAUGCGCUAUAUAUUCUGACAAAAUGAAAUGUUAUUUUUAUUAUUAUUUAGCUCACAAAAUAAUAAUUUUCAAUGCAGCAUAAUUCCUUGGAAGUUGUCCAGCAGUGAGUGCACACGUUCCGGGGCUGGUGGUGUAGGAGAGAAGUGCACUUUUCCAAAUGACCUCUUCAUGACUACAGUUUUCUUUUAACUCCCUUUUUUCUAAAUUAAAAACCGUAAUAUAAUUUUGUUCAGUGGGCUGUACGCCUACAGUUGUAGCAGACGUUAGACACCUCUAUUUUUGUAAAUUGAGAUACUAAUGGUGUAAUUUUAACCAGCAAACAAUCGCAAAUGAUUUGCUUCUUCAGAGAAACUUGUACAGUGGUUGUUGAUGCUUUCUUGUGGUCUACUCUAAGUAGUCUCUGUCUGUUUUGGGAACUUGGCCAAAACCAAAACUCUUCCAAAUGAAUUGACCCCACAGUUAAACAGAUGAAGGAUAUGUGGAAGAAUAGGCGUGUCAGAAGACGCUCGACUCAAUGAAAUUAGUUUUAUGUUUUUACCCAGCGCCCACAGCAGACUGUUUGACACACUAGCAAAUAAAGAUGUUUGUGAACCAUGGUCUCAAAUGUUGGAUCAGUACAGUACAUGUAGCUUUUUAGUAGCGUUUAGUACGUUAAAGAAAAUUAAUAUUUAUUAGAAAGUGUGAGCAAACCAGACAAGGAGGAUUUCGUUAAAAUAUGUCAUUUUCAAAAUAAGAAAAUACAAACGAAACCUUAAAAUUAAAAUAGGCAUUUAUUAAAAAUAAAAAAAUAAAAAGCACUUGCUUGGGACCCCCUGAGAUUCUCUGGGGGACCCCUGCUUCAGAAUGCAGUAAAGCAAACCUCAGCUUUUGGGGAAAUUAAAAACAAUCAGGCACUUGCACUUUUCCGAGAGUAACACACAUAAUUAUCAUACAAUUUAGUCCUAAUACAUUGGGAAACAAACAGGCUUUUACUGAAUUAUAAUGUAAAGAAAUAUAAAUAAAUAUAAAGAAGAAAAUAUCCUUUCCUAAAUGUGUUUACUCUGUGUAAAGGAGAAUGUGACUGAGUGAUUAGAUUGAGCCUACAGACCUCCAGCCGAAUUUGAUACAGGAGAAAAUCACAGCUCAAACAGGCAAUAACUCCACCUUGCUCUGACUACUCAUGAGCGGUGACUUAAAGGUUUAUUUUUGUACCCUUGUUGACCUCUAAACCCCCAAAUUUAACAAUACAGUGCCUCUGUGGGUGUGGCCACCCCUAAUAGGACUGAUGUAUUUUUGUAAAUAUGCACAUUGUAUUUAAAGUGCAGGCAUAUAGAAGUACUGGCGGUCAGACAGCUAAAUGUUGGCGAUUUGCCUUUUCAUUAACUAGCGAUGCUAUUUUACUCUACAGAAAUAAAAACAUAUAUAUGUUUCAUUGACCAGUGGGAGGGUAUUGAUUUGCGGAUUCAAGAAACAAGUGUGUAUAAUAGGUUUUCUUGGACCGCAGUUUAAAGUUACAUUUUUUUACUUGUGUGUUUGUUUUUAUUUCGUCAUGUGUUAGGUUAGUGUUAUGCCCUCCCUGUUGGUGAUAUCUUAUGAUAACAAAGUGCUUUUCUCUUGGCAUGCAUUGCAGAUGCUCAGCAAGCCUUGAUUAUGUCAUCUGUAGCUGGUGUCUCAUGUAAUUAUUUUUCUAGAACAGUAGUGUGCAUGUGAUCACAUGGAGUCAUAAUAAGUUUUCACAAAAAAAAAAGCAACUAAACCUGUUAGUGGAUGUUAAAUGACGUGAAAAGAAAUGCUAUAUUACUAAACCAUGUCAGUUUGCUCGCGUGCUCGGUUCUGUAUGUCCUUGUGCAGACCCAGUAGAGUUUCACACAGUCCAGUGUGUGAGCUGGAUGUCAGUCCAGUGUGUGAGCUGGAUGUCGCCUGUAUCUCCCUGCAGAUCAGAGCCGUUUUGCAGUGGAUCCACUGUGGCUCUAGUAACAUCAAUUAUGUGAAUAAAAUGUAAGAUAUGU